AGUAUACCUAGUAUACUAGCAUUAGAUAUUCAUAAUGCAGAUACUACUAAGAUUUUAACUGGUGGUGCUGACAAAAAUGCUACAGUAUUCAAUAAAAACACAGAGCAAGUAGUCGCCAUAUUAAAAGGACAAAAUACACUGGACUCUGUGGUCAAGAAUCCUAUGUGACGAAAAGUACAAGUCGAAUAUCGCGCCAAGUGUCUCAGAUGGAGCAUUAGGCAUACGGAUGUGCGAAAAGACCGCAAGCACGAAAAAGUUACAUCGAUCAUCGGUGCGACUUACUUCGCUUGUCGCUUCUUCUUUUUGCUAGAACUGCGAGGGUAGCACUGUUUAGCUGUGAAGCAUCAACCAAUCAGAUUUCUCUACCUACUUCAUAAUUCUAAGCCGUUUGUUCCUGCUUGGCUUACUAUCGUGAAACACUACUCUAUUGUAUUUAAAAGUUACUUUUAUUUAUAUACAUACAUGCUUAUAUACUAAAGAUAACUUUACAAUUGCGUCGCUAGGUGGGGGUUUCUUCAAGUAUACUAUUUUACGUAGAUGUUUCACCAUCUGCUUUUCAAUGCCUUUGCACUAGCUUCAAACUGAGCGUUUCGAUUGGAGAAUCAUAUUUGUCGCUUCCUACUAUUUCCGUAUUGAAAAUUUUCCAAGUUGACGUUGAAUAGCAACUAACUAGCCUAAUUUGGUUGAUUAUUCUUGUAUACAAUGUUCUACUACAAAUAUGACAAUAGACGAGCAAUUUAAGUGAUUUAUAGAAAAAAUAUACUUGUAAAGUGCAUAAUUAUGUGACUAAAUGUAAGAGAUCGUAGUAUAAAAAAAAAUGUUUCAUCACGAAUAUGAGAAACGGCUGUUGAAGUCGAACAGCGAGAGUCAUAUAGAUAAUCUGGCAGGUUCCGGACUUUAUUCGUCAGUAUAUUUUUCACCGAAUAAAAUGGUGAAUAAUCGCUUCGAUCGAUUUAUACCAACAAGAUCUGGCAAUAAUUGGCAGACAACUUUUUCAAUGAUAUCAGAAAACAAUCGAAACGGCAUAGUCACAAAAAAAGCUCGUGAACUUGGGGAAGGUAGCCGUGACGGCAUUGCUUACUCUUGUCUUUUGAAGAAUGAAUUACUUGGUGCCAGCAUAGAAGAUGUAAAAGGACAAUGUGAAGAAAGAAGAGUACUUUCACCACUAGUUACCAAGAACCUUUUCAAAUAUACAACACCCACAAAAGACCACACUCUAUUAGAUCAGAGUUUACCUUAUUCUCUAUCACCACUAAGUGCUAAAAGUCAAAAACUUUUAAGAUCACCCAGAAAGGCAACUAGAAAGAUAUCUAGAAUACCUUUUAAAGUACUUGAUGCUCCAGAAUUGCAAGAUGAUUUUUAUUUAAAUCUUGUGGAUUGGUCGUCACAAAAUGUUCUCAGUGUUGGCUUAGGUAGCUGUGUCUACCUAUGGUCUGCGUGUACAAGUCAGGUGACUAGACUGUGUGAUCUCUCCAACGAUGGAAAUAGUAUAACAUCAGUUGCUUGGAAUGAAAGAGGAAACUUGGUUGCAGUUGGUACGAAUCUAGGCUAUAUCCAAGUAUGGGAUGUAGCUGUAAAUAAACAAGUAAGCAAGCUGCAAGGACAUAGUGCAAGAGUUGGAGCCUUAGCUUGGAAUGGUGAAGUUUUAUCAUCUGGUAGCAGAGACAGGUUAAUAUUGCAAAGAGAUGUUAGAACUCCUUGUGUCGUCAAUGAAAGGCGUUUAGGAGCUCACAGGCAAGAAGUCUGCGGACUUAAAUGGUCUCCAGAUAACCAGUAUUUGGCAUCUGGUGGUAACGACAAUCGACUUUAUGUAUGGAAUUUACAUUCCCUUUCGCCCAUACAAACUUAUACAGAACAUUUAGCAGCCGUUAAAGCUAUUGCAUGGUCGCCACAUCAUCAUGGCCUAUUAGCAUCUGGAGGAGGAACAGCUGAUAGAUGCAUCAGAUUUUGGAAUACUCUAACUGGUCAGCCAAUGCAAUGCAUUGACACGGGAUCUCAAGUCUGUAAUUUAGCAUGGAGUCAGCAUAGUUCAGAACUAGUCAGUACACAUGGUUACUCUCAAAAUCAAAUUUUGGUUUGGAAGUAUCCCAGUUUGAUACAAGUUGCAAAAUUAACUGGACACUCAUACAGGGUUUUGUAUUUAGCAAUGUCACCAGAUGGUGAAGCAAUUGUAACUGGUGCUGGCGAUGAAACUUUGCGUUUUUGGAAUGUGUUUAGUAAAGCACGCAGUCAAAAAGAAAAUAAGUCUGUACUGAAUCUCUUUACUAGUAUUCGAUAACUUUGAUAAAUUUCUAUAAAAAGGUAAUGAUUUCAUGUAUAAUAUACAUAUGUUUUAUGUAUGAUAUCUAUAUAAGUGCGAAUAUGUGCAAGUACACAACACAAAACAUAUGUAUGUGUAUAAUAUAUAUAUACAUACUACAAAUGCACGAAUAUAGUAUUUUUAAAAAUUAUAAAGUAUACAAUAUAUAUAGCUGUAAUAACAUAUAAGUAAAAACAAAUUGUAAGAACUUGUAGAUUAAGUUUAUAUAUGCACAAUUUACAUUUAUAGAAUUUUAUGUGCAAUAAGUUAUUUGUAGAAGUUAAAUAUGCCCUUAUGAGGAAAUCUAAAAACAAUAUUAUUUUUAUAUAUUUUUUAUACAUAACACAUUGAAAUCUCUUAAAGAACCUUAUUAAAAGUUUAUAGUAAGUCUUGUAAACACAGUACAUGCUACUUUUGUGAAUCAUAUAUUUUUUUGUUUUAUUUUUAUUAUCCUUAUUAAUUAUGUUAUACCUACAGAGAGUACAAUUAUAUUACUUUCAUUGUGACCGGAUUUAUCACGUAGUAUCUAUUGGUAAAUUAAAUGCAAUCCAUACAAUAAUACAAUGCUCUUCAUGAAUUAUU
Megalopta genalis is the source of this 2881-nucleotide messenger RNA. It is a transcript of the gene fzr, whose product is annotated as fizzy and cell division cycle 20 related. The record is from RefSeq and is a predicted model, not a curated record. Gene Ontology annotation, cellular component: anaphase-promoting complex. Gene Ontology annotation, biological process: positive regulation of anaphase-promoting complex-dependent catabolic process; positive regulation of ubiquitin protein ligase activity; anaphase-promoting complex-dependent catabolic process. Gene Ontology annotation, molecular function: anaphase-promoting complex binding; ubiquitin ligase activator activity; protein binding. Lineage: Eukaryota; Metazoa; Arthropoda; Insecta; Hymenoptera; Halictidae.